Molecule: messenger RNA, 1457 nt
Organism: Solanum dulcamara
Lineage: Eukaryota; Viridiplantae; Streptophyta; Magnoliopsida; Solanales; Solanaceae
Product: GDSL esterase/lipase At1g28590
Exons: 5
Coding region: 105-1244 (379 amino acids)
Molecular function (GO): hydrolase activity, acting on ester bonds
Source: RefSeq, a predicted model, not a curated record
AGAGGACUUCAAAUAUUUUUGAACCCUCAAUAAUAUCCAAUAUCCAAAUAUCUAACUUUCAAACUUUCCUUUAAAAAAAAAUAAAAAAACUUGAGACAAUUUCCAUGGCUUCUUCUUCUAAUUCUUUUAUUUGUAUGAUUAUUUUGUUAAUUGCAUCAUUUGGACAUGUUCAUGGAUGCUAUGACUCGAUAAUUAGCUUCGGCGAUUCUCUAGCCGAUACCGGAAACUUAAUUCGAUUCUCAAAAUUCAAUAAUAUUGUUGCUUCUUCCGUGCCUCCUUAUGGUGAAACCUUCUUUCAUCAUCCUACCGGUCGAUUUUCUGAUGGUCGUCUCGUUAUAGAUUUCAUCGCUGAGGGUAUGGGAUUUCCACUAGUGCCACCAUAUGCUGGUGUUAUGACAAACAUGUCAAGUAGCAAAAAUUCAAUAAGAGGAGUGAAUUUUGCAGUGGCUGGAGCAACAGCUGUGGAUAUUUCAUAUUUAGAGAAAAGAGGAAUAAAGAAUCCUGCCACUAAUGUUUCAUUAGGCACUCAAUUGGAUUGGUUCAAACAAAUAUUGCCAAUUUUUUGUGAGUCACCAACAAGUUGCAAAGAAUAUCUUGGAAAUUCACUAGUUUUAAUGGGGGAAAUUGGAGGAAAUGAUUAUAAUCAUCCAUUUUCUCAAGGAAAAUCAGGAGAAGAAGUUCAGUCAUUUGUGCCUGCAGUUAUUUCAGCCAUUGGCCUAGCCAUUAAUGAAUUAAUUGAACUUGGAGCACAAACAUUGAUAGUACCUGGAAAUCUACCAAUUGGAUGUUCAUCUUCUUAUCUAACAAUUUUUAAAAAUUCAAAUAAAAAAGAUUAUGAUGAUUCAACUGGUUGUAUUAAUUGGUUAAAUGAUUUUGCUGAAUAUCAUAACCAAUUACUUCAACAAGAAAUUCAUAGACUUCGUGAUGUUCAUCCUCAUGCCAACAUAAUCUAUGCUGAUUACUACAAUGCAGCCAUGCAAAUUUACAAAUCUCCCAAAAAUUUUGGUUUUACAAGCACUAUUGUAGCAUGUUGUGGAGGAGGUGGUCCAUACAAUUAUGACUCAAAUACACCAUGUGGAUCAGAAUCCUCAAAUUAUUGUGAUAGUCCUUCUUCAUAUGUUAGUUGGGAUGGUGUACAUUUGACAGAGGCAGCAUACAAAUUAAUAGCCAAAGGUUUAUUACAAGGUCCAUACACAAUUCCUCAAAUGAAUGGACUUUGUAAUAAGGGAAUAUCUGACCAAUAAUGCAUAUAUAUAUAUAUAUAUAUAUAUUACAAGGGAUUGUGUAUAUAUAAAAAUGUCCAAUAUUUUAGAGACUUUUAUUGAAAGUUGGAAUUGUAACAUACAUACAACAACUUUUAAUUGGCUUGAUAUGCAACUUUGAAAGUAAUCUUGUAAUUCUUCUUGACAUUCAAAUAACUUUAUUCAAGUUUACAAUUUUUGAUUUGGUAUAGUUUA